Messenger RNA from Hyalella azteca, 2247 nucleotides. RefSeq names its product dnaJ homolog subfamily C member 5 (gene Csp). Gene Ontology annotation, cellular component: type Is terminal bouton. Gene Ontology annotation, biological process: regulation of neuromuscular synaptic transmission. The coding region runs from base 266 to 1147 and encodes 293 amino acids. The transcript has 12 exons. Lineage: Eukaryota; Metazoa; Arthropoda; Malacostraca; Amphipoda; Hyalellidae. The record is from RefSeq and is a predicted model, not a curated record.
GGAUAAGCGCGGUGUUGGGAGUGUGGUGAUAUCAAAAUUUCUCACAAUCAUCAUGGAUAGACGGAAGUUAUCGCACUUCAGGGUUAAUGAUUGCAUGAUGGUUUAAUUUUAAAUCAAGUGUUUUCUGCCUUUAAUACCCUAGCAUUUUGUUCACCCCAGAUGAAGGCACCUCCUAACCCCAGCCGUGUUAUUCAGUGCUGCUUGUUGUGCCCUUUAACUCUGUUUUGAGUUCCUCUUUAGUUUAUAGUGACCUAAAACAAACACCAUGGAUGAGAGAAGAUAUUCCACAACGGGGGAGUCGCUGUACCAGACGCUGGGCGUGCCAAAAGAGUCCACACCUGAAGAGAUAAAGAAGACCUACAGGAAGUUGGCCCUCAAAUAUCACCCUGACAAGAACCCCAACAACCCUGAGGCUGCUGAGAAGUUCAAGGAAGUGAACCACGCACACCGCAUCCUGAGCGACCAGACCAAGCGCAACAUAUACGACACGUACGGCUCCCUGGGGCUGUACAUCGCUGAGCAGUUCGGCGAGGAGAAUGUCAACACAUACUUCCUUGUCAACUCGGGCUGGUGCAAGGCGCUGUGCUUGUUCUGCGGUAUAGCGACCCUGGGUUACUUCUGCUGCUGCUGCUUCUGUUGCUGCUGCAACUUCUGCUUCGGCAAGUGCAAGCCCCGGCCACCCGAGGACAGCGGCGACUACCAGAACCUCAAUGCUGACGCUGAUCUCUUGCCGGAAAAUCAGGAGCCGAAAAAUCCUAGCGACCCUGUCACUGAUCAGCCCAAGUCGUCGGCGGCGGCGCCGGGCAUCAAGGAGGAGCUGGAGGAGGAGGCAGCUCGUGGUGGAGCAAGUGGUGGAAGCGGCCAGCCCGUGACGCAGCAACCAACCAGCAACCCGUUCAAGGCGGGUCAGGCUGCGGGAGCGGCGGCAGGGGGCCAGCAGUGGGCCAGUGAGGGCCCGGGUGUGGCCCCCGCCAGUAACCCGUUCAGGGCGGGGCAGCAGCAGCCUCCCCAGCAGCCAGUGUACGCGAUGCCGGCACCGGGGCAGCCCACCCCUCCUAGCAACCCCUUCAAGGCCGCCAGCGAAAACUCUUCGCUCAACUCGGCCCAGCAGCCCACCUACACACCAGGUGCGGGCUCGAAUUACUGAACGGCCGCUCAGUCAAGCCGAGGCCUGUGAAGACUCGAUGACCCGUACGCAGCCAUGACGGACGCUCCGGUGGCCUCGGGAUAGUUCAUCACAUUCACUCGUUUCCUUCCUACUUUAAGUCACCGUUUACGUCCCUUCAGUGCAGUCUCGUCUGAAUAAUUUUAGCAGGUCUCCAGCAUUCCUGUUCUAGGAGCUCGUUCUCGCUGUCCGAGACUUUGCAUUCAUGUUCUCGAAGAACGUAGCGAAACCAUCAUUAAAUAUGUCGUGUUCUCAUAGGAAAAUCUUCCAAAUCACAUUGAAAAAUUGUACAUGUAUUUAGUAAAGAUCCCUAGAAGAAUAUAUUAUGAAUAUCGUUAGUUUUUCGUGAUUUAUUUCUUUAAUUUCUGCACUUCAUUCCGGAGUCUGCAGAAAAUUUCAACUCUAUGAUAUGUUUCUGUCUGACUCCAUAGAAUUGUUUUUUUCCUCCAAAAAAGCUCUCCGUCUUCCCGCUGACUGGUGAUUAUUCGCCAUUUAAGGACUUGGUUGUUCACUGGUCUGCGAAUGUUGGCGAUUCUAUCUAAAAAGCAUCGCAUAUCGCAAUAAUGUCUUGUCCUAACUAUAGGAAAUAUUGGUCUGAGCACUCACGUGCAGUUGGUUAAACCGCCGCUUGUGGCGCCAGAGUAUCAGGCUACAGCGUUGGCGCCCGAGUAUCGACGUCCGACUGCGGUGUUGGCGCCCGAGUGAUGGGGUUUUUACCCUUUGUUUGGUUGCAUAGUUUUACGUCAGCUGGUGUAGGCUUUGUUGUAUCUAUAAGUCGGACAAGGAAUAUAUGCCAGGUGUGCGGAAUUGUUUUGAAGUGCAUCUCUGCUCUUCUUUGUCUGCUUGCUUUUAUCAUGUACUCACUGCCUCAUUUAUUAUGAAUUUGAUUAGCAACGAAGAAAUGUCCAAGCAGUUGCACAUUAUAGAUCAUGAUCUUUGCAAGGCAUGCGGCUGAUGUUUGCUUGUGUUUGUAUCGGUGAUUGAUUUAAGCUUGAGAGCCAAGGAGAAGUUUUGUGCAUCGACAUAGAUUGGAAUUGAAAUUUUAACACGAAGUAUACAUAUUUAUUUAUAUUUUAAAUCUU